CUCGAUGUUUAUUGCUAAUGACACGUGGACUCGUACAAUUCCCUCUCUUUCCCGAGAACUCACUUCUGCAAACGGAGUAGUGACAAUUAAAGAUGUAUAGAACGGCCGCUAAACGGUUACUUUCCGGCACAACCGUGGUUAAGAGUAGCGACGCUCGCUUCAGACUCCGUAAUCUCCAAACAAUCGUUACCAGUACUGGAAUUUGCACCUCGGCAAAUCCUCAAUCAAUCUCCAAUCAAAACCCUAAUAAUCAAAAUCAAAUCCCACGUACCAAACCUAACCAAUCAGAUUCAAACGCGUCAUCAUCUCCAACGUCGUCGUCUUCAAGUGGGCCAACAUCAUUCACGGCUGACGAGGCUCGACGCCGUCACCACCACCACCACGACGAGAGGCGGAUACCGAGAGUUAAGUACCAAGAUGAGCAAGCUCGCGUGCUUCAUGCUUCCCUUCGCCACGUGUUGGGAUGGAGUGAAGAAGCCAUGAUUGCUGGUGCAAGAGACGCCGGUGUCUCCCCUGCUAUCGUGGGAUCUUUUCCUAGAAAAGAUGCCGCGCUAGUCGAGUUUUUUAUGGAUGAGUGCUUACAAAAGCUUAUUGAUCGAAUUGACUCUGGCGAGGAGUUACAAAACUUGGCACCUAGUGAGCGCAUCUCAAAGCUUGUUAGGAUUCGCCUAGAAAUGCAAGCUCCCUACAUUUCAAAAUGGCCCCAAGCACUGAGCAUCCAAGCACACCCAUCAAAUAUUCCAACAAGUUUUAAGCAGCGUGCAAUACUGCUUGAUGAGAUCUGGCACACUGCUGGUGAUGAGGGCUCUGAUAUCAAUUGGUAUGUAAAGCGCACUGUUGUGGGAGGGAUAUACCCAACAACUGAGAUUUACAUGCUGACCGAUAGUUCCACAGAUUUUCGUGAUACAUGGUCUUUCUUGGAUGAUCGAGUGAAAGAUGCCUUUUAUUUCAAGAAGACAAUUCAAGAGGCACAGUACUUGGCUGAAGCUGUUGGUGCUGGAAUGGGGAAUUCUUUGCAAGGAUUUGUGAAGAGAGUUUUUCAGGGCUGAAUCUAUGUUUCGGAGGCUAACAUUUUCCUUUGGCCAGUCUCAUGAUUUGGAAAUUCUUUGCAUAAUUGCUUUUGAUGGGGAUUAAAACUAGGAGGGGAUGCCUUUAAGUUGCAGUACUUUUCCUGGUGUUGCAAGUAUUUUAAAUGUUUGAGGUCCAAGUUCACAUAGGCAUUAUUUGGAAUAAAUUUUUUACAAGAAAAGAAUUCAAUUGAAUUCUUACACAAUUA
Hevea brasiliensis (rubber tree) is the source of this 1276-nucleotide messenger RNA. RefSeq lists its product as uncharacterized. The transcript is spliced from 6 exons. The record is from RefSeq and is a predicted model, not a curated record. Gene Ontology annotation, biological process: ubiquinone biosynthetic process. The coding region runs from base 93 to 1049 and encodes 318 amino acids. Gene Ontology annotation, molecular function: lipid binding. Lineage: Eukaryota; Viridiplantae; Streptophyta; Magnoliopsida; Malpighiales; Euphorbiaceae. Gene Ontology annotation, cellular component: mitochondrial inner membrane.